AUGGAAUACAGAAAUGUUUCCGAGAACUGCAAGGAGAUCUCUGCACCCUCCUCUGACUCCAACUCUCUGCCAUUCCCCAUAUCUGGCACAGAUCCUUUGGCUGGACAACGACCUGGGGCAGCUCUGGGGAGACCAGCAGCUGCAAAUGCAGCCCGAGAGCGCAGCAGAGUACAGACUCUACGCCAUGCCUUCUUGGAGCUGCAGAGGACCCUUCCUUCUGUGCCACCUGACACCAAACUCUCAAAGUUGGAUGUGCUGCUCCUGGCUACCACCUAUAUUGCCCACCUCACCCGUAGCCUACAGGAUGAAGAAGAAUUGCCUGGUGAGGGCUUGGGCACACUGAGAGGGGAUGGAUACCUGCACCCCGUUAAGAAAUGGCCAAUGAGAUCAAGGCUUUAUAUUGGGGCUACAGGACAGUUUCUGAGUCAUUCAGUGCAAGCAGAAAAUGCAAAUCCAGGAGAAACUUCAACAAACUUACAAAUGUAA
Molecule: messenger RNA, 486 nt
Organism: Varanus komodoensis (Komodo dragon)
Lineage: Eukaryota; Metazoa; Chordata; Lepidosauria; Squamata; Varanidae
Gene: TCF24
Product: transcription factor 24
Exons: 2
Coding region: 1-486 (161 amino acids)
Biological process (GO): developmental process; regulation of transcription by RNA polymerase II
Molecular function (GO): RNA polymerase II transcription regulatory region sequence-specific DNA binding; protein dimerization activity; DNA-binding transcription factor activity, RNA polymerase II-specific
Source: RefSeq, a predicted model, not a curated record